This is a messenger RNA of Penaeus indicus, 2679 nucleotides long. RefSeq names its product coiled-coil domain-containing protein 39-like. The record is from RefSeq and is a predicted model, not a curated record. The coding region runs from base 1 to 2679 and encodes 892 amino acids. Gene Ontology annotation, biological process: cilium-dependent cell motility; epithelial cilium movement involved in determination of left/right asymmetry; inner dynein arm assembly. The transcript is spliced from 17 exons. Gene Ontology annotation, cellular component: axoneme. Lineage: Eukaryota; Metazoa; Arthropoda; Malacostraca; Decapoda; Penaeidae.
AUGGAGGCUGCCUUGGAGAAAGCCCUGGCAAAUCCAGGCUUGGGUGUGCUCCUGCUGGAUGAAACAAAUCGCGGCCUUGCGGAGGAUGUGGAGAAACUGCGUCAAGAAGUUUCUCGUAAUGAAGAUACUUGGAAAUUAGAAAAUGACACCAAGCGCAGAAAUGCCGAGUACUUGUCAGACAUGACACAAAUGUUAGAUAACAUUCAGAGCUCUAGGAGUCUAGCCAAUUUUCCUAAGAUCCAGAAAUUAGUUUCUGCUCACCAAAAAGAUGUCGAGUCUGAAAGUAAGCAAGAAAAAGCAGCAAGCAGUGAAGCAGAUGGAAUUUUACGUCAGUGUCGAAAAAAGCACGGAGAAAUAUCUCACGUUCAGGAAGCAUCGGAAUAUCUAGAAUCCCUCAUCAAUCAGCAUCAAAGAGAACUUGAAGAUCUGCAAAAGAAUCUGACUGGGGAUUCCAGUCUUUUGAAAGAAUUAUUGGAUCAUUUAGCUGAAGCAGAUAAUGACAACCUUCUCCUUUUGCAAUAUUCUGCAGAAGAUGCUUCCAAGAUUAAGGACCUAAGUGUUGCCCUUGAACGUGCAAGUGCUGAAGUAGCAGUAACAGAAACUGAGCUCUCCAGUGCACAGGCAGAAGCAGCAGCGUCUCAGACAACACUGGACCAGCUUAGUACAGCAUUUCUACAGGCGGCAGCUCAUCGUGACCAUCUACUUGCACAGUGGGAGAUCACUCUAAAUCACAUUUAUCAGAAAGCUAAUGAACAGACACUGUGCAUUGAGGAUGCACUAGCAGCACAGCAGAAAAUUGGGAUCUUACAAAGGGAAGUUGAGCAAGAAAAUCAGAUUUUAAGACAAGUACAAAAUUCGUGUCAGCAAGUCUUAAGUAACAUCCAGGUUGCAGAUGAUGAAAGUGUAUUGGUUAAUACACACCUGCAAGCAGUGUCCACUACAAAAGAACAAAUCCAGUCUCAGAUUUGGGCUUUGCAAAAUGCACUUAUAAAAGUGAAUAAAGAAAUAGAAAGCCUAAAUAUUCAGUUGUCUGAACAAAGGUCAUUUCGUGAGGAGAAAGAAGCUUUUUAUGAAAGCAUGGAGCAAAAGUGCAAGAAAUCGGAGGAAAAGCUGACUGUCAAUACUGAGCUUGUAAUUUCAGUUGAAGAAUCACUUCAGUCUUUGGAAGCCAUGUUGAAGGAUGCUGAAGCACUAGCAAGAGGAUUGAAUAAGCAGAAAGAGAGGAUAGUGGAGGCUGAGCAACACCAUGAAAAAGCUGUGGCUGAGUGGCACAGGCAAGAACUAUUACUGAAAGGAGAAAUCACGGCCUUAUCUGCAACUAAAGCUCGUAACUUGGUAUAUAUCAAGGAGCUUGACACUAAAGCUGUAAAGCAAAAGGAGGUUUUGCAUGACCAGGAACUCAGUGUUCAGCAGCUCCGACGUAGAAUCCACGAUCUUACUCAUGAUAGAAACAACAAUGCAGUGGAUUCGGAAGAACAAAAGCAACUGGAACUCCUGCAGCUUCGCCUUAAAGAAAUAUCUGUCACAAUAAAGAUGCUUACUAAACAGUUGACACUUCUAAAGAAUUCUAGAUCCCAGGAGCAGACUAAUGUGAUUCAACUACAGAAACAAAGUGUUAAGAUGGAGGCAGAACUAACAACUGUAAAAAUGACUAGUGAAAGUGCAGAAAGAGAAUGUGCCAGACUGUCCAGCAAAACAGAAGAACUUAUGGUUGAUGUCAGCCUUUCACAGCUACACUUGCAGCGACGGAUGGCACAGCUUCAAGGAGUUAUGGCUAAAGUGUCACAGUUGGCAGAGGAUAAGUCUGAUAUGGAAAAGUUAAUCACAGAACAGAUCAGAGUUGUGAAAGAACGAGUUGACAAAGCUGAUGUCACUCUGAGGGCCUUGAACAGUGAGAUGCAUCGACUCUUCCUUCAAUUGCAUGAAGUUACUUCAAGGAUUGUUCAGCUUAAGGACAAACAUUCUAAAAUCAAGAUGAGUCUUGAUACACCAGAAGGUGAAGAAGGGGUUUCUACAACACAAGUCUUCUUAAAGGUGGCCAAUGAGCGUGCUGGUCUGCAAGAGACUGGUGACCUUCUUGACCUUGAGGUGAGACGUGCAGAGGAGGAGGUUGAGGCUCUACAGCAGAUGCUAACUUUGAUUAGUAUAGAGGGUCAGCAGUACCGUUCACAGCUUCAUGACAUCCUCCAUCACAGCGAGGAGCAGAAAGAAAGGAUUAUGCUGGAGGAGAACUUAGCAUCUUUAGAAGAGGAGAUCCAGGUGUGGGAGACAAUGUUAGAUCAAGCACAAGUAGGAUUGCAGAAUACACAAAGCAAGCUUCAUGAAGUAGAACUGCAAGUCCAUGCUGUAGAAGAACUCUUGAAGGAAAAAAAUAUUCACAUGACAGCAGUACAGAGAGAAACAGAGAGCCACUGCAAUAAAGCUCGCCAUGCUGCCCAAGCCACAGCCACAAUGCAAUGGAGAACCCGUGGAAAAUCAUUGCAACAGUAUGACAUCGAACUCAGACUUGCACAGGAGCGUUUGCGUGCAAUAAAUUCACUCUUGGGUGAUGCAGUCUCACAUCAUCCUGAGGCCAGGGAAUCUGUUGUGAUAUAUUGCCAACAAGUGAAUAUUCCUCCUCCAGAUGUUACAAAACUCACCAAGAAGGAAUCAUUUGGUUCAAGCUUGGAAUAUUGUUAA